Molecule: messenger RNA, 3795 nt
Organism: Drosophila obscura
Lineage: Eukaryota; Metazoa; Arthropoda; Insecta; Diptera; Drosophilidae
Gene: spdo
Product: transcription factor SPT20 homolog
Source: RefSeq, a predicted model, not a curated record
UUUGCAUGAAUACGCAAACAAGUAUCUCGCAGAUACAGAUGCAGAUUAAUGGUCUUCGCUUAAUCAGUCUUAAAGUUCGCAUAAAUACGUCUCAGUCUUUGCCUUUGCCUUUGAAUUCCAUUCCUCAUGCAAAUGAGGAUGAGGCGAAUAUCUCAUAUAUCUUCUAAUGAGGGAUUUGGAUUGGGGCACGCAACAAAAUGGGAGCUCAGGUAGUCUUUUGGUGCAUUCUGGUAAUUGCUUUUGCCACGUGCGGCGUGCUGCGGCAGCUGUUGCACGUCGCCCGCAGAUAGAGAUACACCCAAACAUGUAGGUACAUAUGUACAUAUCUGUCGCGGCGCCUUGCACACAUGAUUAUAGAUAUAUGUAUAUAUCUACAAGAUACCCAUCAUUCGCUUCUGCUUCUGCUUAUGAACAUAUGUAACUGCGUGUUUGAAUGUGGCGGCGGAUGCACAUGGUGGAGCGCAGAGCAGAGAGCAGAGAGGUGCAGGAUGCGGUGAGGCAACUCCCCUAAUCAAAUAAUGCCAUGUCCAGGAACAAGCGGAGGCACAGUCAGAGUAGAGGCAGGAUCUAUCUGGAUGUUCCUGUUCCUGUCGCUCCUCGGCUUUGUCACAACAAAGGACCUGGCAGGAGAUCCUCACAACAGCUGACAGCUGUUUGCCUGUCGCUGCUGCCUUUGUAUCUGUGUGUGUGUCUUUGUAUCUGUGCAUCUGUAUCCUUGUGCGCUGUCAUUGCCCUGCAGUUGAAGUCCCUUUCUGUCGCUCCCUCUCUUUAUCUCUCUCUCCCUUUGACUCUGUGGCUCAGCUUCUCCUCAUCAUCAUCAUUUUUCUCUCUCUCUCUCUGUCUGGCUAUGCAUCUGUGAGAUACACUACUCUGCCAGUGGCUUGUGGCGCGUGCCGUCCGUCUGUUGGCAGGAGUUGAAGUUUUAAUGCCGCUUUAAAUUUUCCAACUGACAUCUCCCCGGCGGGACAGCUGUCCAGCGCCAGUGCCCGCCCGCCCGGUCAGGGCUAAUCCCUUUGACAGCUGGCCCCAGCGCCGACUGACCACCGCCUCCCAAUGAAAUUUUGAUUUGAUUUUGGCCUGCGCCUCUGUCACGGAUGGCGGAAAAUCAAUUAAAUUUCCCUGCACAGAACAAAGAAAAAUCUGCGGGAGCUCUCCUCUUGCCUGCCAGAAAAUGGCUAUGCAUGUGCAUAUGGAUAUGGAGCCACUGCCGGGAUAUAUAUGUGCAUGCAAUAUGCAUAGGGACACACAGGAUAAAUUAAUGGGGAGAUAUGGGAUCUCCCUGGUCUGCCACGGAAAUGUAACGGUCGCUUCCAAGGGUGAGGGAAGACCGUUCCCUGCGCCCGUUCGCAGGGAAGGUUUUCGCUGCACAAAGACACAGAAAGAGAAGAGCACCAAAUUCUGGGGGAGAAUACACGCGCAGCGAAUACAUACUACAUACUCGUAGGUUAUGAGUUGGUAAAUAAGAAUUAUACGAGGAGUGCUGAUAAAGGGAACGCAACCCACGGUAUGCCGGCUGUGGCUGCUGCUGCCUUUCGAUUCGUUUCAACCCUCGCUGAGGAAGCAAAAGCAGGAGCAGGAGCAUUAGCAGAUGUUUCUGUUUUCUGUUUCUGGCUUAAUGGAACGCGCCAAACAGAACAGCCACACAGCCACAGUCAUUGUACGGGUGUCUGGGCAGAGCUCUUUUAUAUGUAUAUUAUGUAUAAAUGGAUAAAUGGCUGAAUGGGGGGGAAGGUACGCGGACAGGCACGAUCCACUCGACUGCGCGCCUGCGCAGGAAGUCGAGGAGCCGACAUUUCCACGUUUCUAGCUUCAGUCGAGUCGCAGUUGUCGUCGCGAGCGGAUCGGAAAUAGCAAGAGACGGAUCUUGCCAGAGAAAAGUGAACCCUAGAAAGUGUAAAGACAAUAAGUGAAGUGAAACGCACCCCUUAAAGCAGGAAUACCAAGAACAUAGACCUGAGAUACGGUACAGUGCUCUACAGAUCAUGUCCCAGCACAACUACACGAACCCGGCCUUCUGCCAGAACAGCGAGUUCUAUCCGGUGCCCAGCAGCGGCACCGGCAGCGGCAGCAGUCGCGUAGAGUCCAUCUACAACCGCAGUCUGCAGCUGAAUUUCGGCGCCGUCUCUCGGCCAGCCCAUGUCGCGCCCUCGCCGAGUCGCGAUCCCCGCGAGGGUCCCCUGCGGAUGCAGCGUAGCAUGUCCACGCGAUCGGUGACGCGGAAACAGCAGCAGACACAGAACUACAAGCAGCAGAAGCAGCUGCAGCAGAACCACCAGCAACACCAGCAGCAAAACCAGCAGCAACAAUCUUCGAGUGGUCGCUAUGCUCUGGUGCCCCUGGAGGAGCUUAAUGUGAGCAGAGCUAGCCGAUAUGCCAUUGUGCCCGGACAGGCGGCCCAGCGACUGGCCAGGUCCCAGGACAACCUCGAUUGCUAUGGAUCCAGGUACGGUCUGCAGUCGGACGAAGAGCCGCACUCCUUCCACGAGGAGCCGCACCAGGAGACGCAAUUCGCCAGUCUGCCGCCCAUGCUGAAUGCUCUGCCCCCGAAGCCCAUCGCCAGCCAAGGACAACAGGGAAUGCCGGGACAGACGAAGAUCAAGCACGCCUUUAGCAGCGACUUUGGCAGCAAGACGUUCCUUAUCGUGGACAAGAACAGCAACCAACGGUACCAGAUGGUGCCCACGGCCGAGGACGAGGAACUGGUGGACGAGAACCAGGAGAUCAUCCAGAUGCACAACGGUCGGGCCCAUCGGUACGCGAUGAUACCCACGGACGCGGACGAGGAGGAGCUGGUCGAGGAGGAGUCCUCGAUGAUGCAGCAGCAGCAGGAGACCUGCCUCAGCACCACGGAGCUAAGUCAGCAGUUUGCCGCAAGGACCUCGACGCCACAGCAGAGGAACGCAGCGGCCGCCACACGGGCACUCCACGAGCUGCUCACCACGCCCCGCAAGAUGCAGCCGCCGCCGCGUCUUGCCCACUCCACGCCUCGCAACGCCGCCCACCACGAGCAGCUGCAGCUGGAGCGGCGCCUGCAGAUCUACCAGAGCCAGCAGAUCCUCAGCCAGGUCGCUCCUCCUCCUCCUCCCACAGUGCCGCUCCGCCAAAACCGACUCUCGCCGCAGAGACUCCACUACGAGACGGUGAAGGCAGCUCCUGCCCCACUGGCAGACCGCUCCAUGGCCGUGAUCAGUCCGCGGGUGCAGGAGCAGGAGCGUGACCGGGAGCAGGACAUGAGCAGCAUCCAGGGCAAGCCGCAGAACAAUAACUCCUAUCCGCAGAAGUUGGCCAAUGCUACCAUCACCCUGGCCGUUGUCUCACUGAUGCUCGUCCUGGGCAGUACCAUGAACGCCGGCCUCAUCAUCUACAUGAUAGCCCACUUUGGCAAAUCCUUCUAUCUACAAUUCGGUUUGGUGGCCUCUUUCUGCGGCGUGGGCCUGGGAUUCCUCGGAUUCCGCUCGCGUCACUGCGAGUGGCUGCCGAAUCGGAGCUACACCUCCGGAUACAUCCUGGUCACCGUGUUCUGCCUGUUCAAGAGCUGCGGCCUGCUGGUGAUCCUCGUGCUGGACCCGUUCCCCGGCCUGCCACUCCACGAUGUCACCACGGGCGUCAUCCUGGGCCUCUCCACCUUCACCAUGUUCUUCAUCGGCCUGGGCGUGAUGGGCAGCCUCUGGUGCUACCGUCCCCCGCCAGACAACCGCGUCAACGUUGUCUAAGGAUCGUCUUAGCACGAGUAGUUGUAUUGUCUACUUUAAGUUCCCAUAAUAGAUGUAGUCCCCUUCCUUCGAGCACUCGGCA